AUGAACAAGCGAGGCUUCACCGAAAUGUACGACUACAACGAUUACGUGUACACAUACAUGCAAAAAAUUUUCCAAAUGGACAUAACGCGCUUCUUCUUCACCAGCAAUUAUCUUGAGAAUGUGAACAGGUACAUAAUUAAAAAAAAUAAAUGCAUUAAUGACCUGACCAAUGCUCAGAACUUCGUAAAUGAUUUUAUACAAAAGAAGGAAAACGUCAUUACACAGAAAAGGUUUUGUAAUGACGUCACCUACUCAAUGUACUUUUUAAUUUUCACAAAUCUGUUAGUAACCCUAUGGCACACGACCUUGUGUCAUUUGGACGAGGCCAACUGGAACCAGCUGGUCUCCUUCCUAAUGAGGCGUCUCCGCAUGAAGAAAACUGUUUAUGUGUUAAAAAGGAGCCACUCCUUUCUGUCUCGCAUUUAUCGGUACCUCACCAAACGUGCCCUUGAUGAAAAAAAAAAAAAAAAAAUAAUUAUACUUGUUAAACGGAGCAGAAGCUUCAAAAUGGUUCAGAAGAACGUAUAUAAAAUUAACACCUUUUGUUUUUAUGUACUCAUUUUUUUUCUCCCUCUGUCUGUACCUCCAUUUGUUAAGGACCUCAACACCCGUGACUACUUCCUGCACUCUUUUCUGAGAAGCAUUAACAAAGUCGUUUUGAGGUAUGCCAAGGAGUAUACCGGCGGCGUGUCACACCAUUCAGGGGGGUCAGUCAAUUCGGAGGUGUCACACCGUUCAGGGGAGUCACACCAUUCAGAGGGGUCAGUCAGUUCAGAUGGGUCAAUCAAUUCAGACGGGUCAGUCAAUUCAGGGGGGAACGUCCACGCUACCGCUCCCCCCUCACAAUGCCACAGAAGCGAAAACAUGCGCGACGUCCUCCGCAAAGCCGUGAGCAGCUCUCAGAAGAACAUUUGCCGGCUGAAGAUGCAGAGCCUCGCGCAGGUGUUUCGCUGCUCUUUCGAAAAUGCCCCGCGAGGGAGUAGACCGGAAAGCGGAAGUAAUAGCAAGCACUCAAACAACCUCGUGGACGCCAUGCGGGACAUACAUAUAAGCACGAGGAUCGAGCAGAUCGAGAAGGAACUCACUGCCUACCUCAGAGCAAACACCCACUUCUACCACACCUUCUUUAGCAUCAUCGUGCCCAUGCUGAAUGCCCUCACAAUCCUUAUGGAGAACCUCGAGGCGAUCGUUGCCCUGUACGUAAAGCACAAAAUACGGAAGAGCAGGAAGCUGCUUUUCUUUCUCGGUGGGACUCACCCCAACGACGCAGAAAAAAAAUGUGGAAUGGGCAGAGUGAAUAACGUGAAUAAUGUGACUAGCGCGAGUAGCCUGAGUGGCGGCGUAGCAGGCAGUUUAACGGGUAACCUAACGGACGAUUCAACUGGCAGCCUACCUUCAGACUUCGCGUCCUACAUGGCGCAGCAGGACGGACAGCUGGAGCAAGACGACCUGGGCGCACUGUACCACGUCAAGAGGGUUAAGGAAAUGCUGCUCUUGGGGAGAAGGAAAAAGGGCGAAUCCCGCAGAAAGGCACAUAUGGACCGUGCAAAUGUGGACCGAGCAGAUCGCGCCAAGUUAAACGACUACUAUUCCCACAUUUUGAAGUUGUGCCAAGACGAGCGCUACAAAGAAAUAAACACCAGAGCUUUGAGAUGCCUAUUGUACACUUUGUACUUUAGUUGA
This is a messenger RNA of Plasmodium fragile, 1683 nucleotides long. RefSeq lists its product as uncharacterized. Bases 1 to 1683 code for a protein of 560 amino acids. The record is from RefSeq and is a predicted model, not a curated record. Lineage: Eukaryota; Apicomplexa; Aconoidasida; Haemosporida; Plasmodiidae. The transcript has 2 exons.